AUGAUCCUCCUCGAAGAGAUCAAACACGGCGACACGUACGACCGCCUCGGAACCGCCAACACCUCGGCGCCGCUCCCGGAGCCUGAGACCGAGACCAAGGACCGGAGUAGCCUCGACGACGACCGAGAUCUCGAGGGCAGCGUGACCUCCGUCGAGCUUGAAGCCGCCGAUGCUCCUCAGGAUCCCAACGUUGUCGACUGGGACGGGCCAGAUGAUCCAGCCAAUCCGCAUAACUGGUCCAGGGCGAGGAAAGGCGGCACCAUUGCCCUCGUGUCCGCCAUCACAUUUGUCACCCCCCUCGCAUCCUCCAUCUUCUCCCCCAGCAUCGAGCAAGUCAUGACCGAGUUCAACUCCACCAACCAAGAGCUCGCCUCCUUCAUCGUCUCCGUCUACCUCCUGGGCUACUGCUUCGGCCCCCUCGUCGUCGCUCCCCUCUCGGAAGUUUACGGCAAAAACCCCAUCUACAACGUCUGCAAUGUCCUGUUCGUCGUCUGGAACGUCGCGUGCGCCAAGGCCCCUAACAUCGGUGCCUUGAUCAUCUUUCGCUUCUUCGCCGGCCUCGCCGGUUGCUGUCCCCUCACCCUCGGCGCGGGAUCGCUGGCUGAUAUUACGACGCCGGAGCAUCGUGCCGCCGCAAUGUCUGGAUGGGUCAUGGGGCCGAUUCUUGGCCCCGUUGUCGGACCAAUUGCGGGUGGAUAUCUGACGGAAGCAAAGGAUUGGCGUUGGUCGUUUUGGGUGGUGUCCAUGGUUGGCGGCCUCAUCGUCAUCCUAGGUUUCCUCUUCAUGCGUGAGACGGGUGCAAACGCGCUGCUCGAGCAAAAGGCAAAGAGGCUCCGGAAGGAGACGGGCAAUCCCAAGCUCACAUCUAAGCUCGACACAGGCGUCGCAACUAAGGAGCUCUUCAAGAUAGCCACUAUCAGGCCGGGAAAGAUGCUGCUUUUCUCGCCCAUCAUCCUAUGCCUGUCCCUCUACAUGGCCAUCGUCUACGGAUAUCUCUACCUGCUCUUCACCGCGAUACCAACAGUCUUUAAGAUGCGAUACGGCUUCACCACAGGACAAGUCGGCCUCUCGUACCUGGGCUUCGGCGUUGGUUCGAUAAUCGGUGUGGGCAUUACGGGAGCGACUUCUGAUCGCAUCUCUCAGUGGCUGACCAAGAAGAACGGCGGCAAGGCGAAACCAGAGUAUCGUCUCCCCAUCAUGGCCAUGGGCUCGGUGUUUGUCCCCGGAGGCCUGUUCAUGUUUGGUUGGACUGUCCAGAAUCACGAUCACUGGAUCUUACCCAUCAUCGGGACAAGUCUGGUCGGCUUGGGAAUGAUGGCUGGAUUUAUGUCAAUCUCCGUUUAUCUAGUAGAUGCCUAUACCGCCCAUGCCGUCUCCGCCAUUGCCGCCAGCACCGUCUUCCGCUCUCUUCUAGGAGCGCUUCUUCCAAUCGGCGGCAGGAAAAUGUUCGAGUCAUUGGGUUUAGGGUGGGGUGCCUCGCUCUUGGCUUUCAUUGCCGUCGUCAUGGUUCCAAUCUCGGGCCUUUUGAUGAAGUUUGGUGAGAAGAUUCGUCACUAUAUGAUUUUCAAUAUGAAGAUCGAAUAA
This is a messenger RNA of Fusarium keratoplasticum, 1584 nucleotides long. RefSeq names its product MFS domain-containing protein. Lineage: Eukaryota; Fungi; Ascomycota; Sordariomycetes; Hypocreales; Nectriaceae. Gene Ontology annotation, biological process: transmembrane transport. The transcript has 5 exons. Gene Ontology annotation, molecular function: transmembrane transporter activity. The record is from RefSeq and is a predicted model, not a curated record. The coding region runs from base 1 to 1584 and encodes 527 amino acids.